Cylindrotheca closterium is the source of this 618-nucleotide messenger RNA. The record is from the annotation of a GenBank genome assembly. NCBI's taxonomy places the organism in Eukaryota, Bacillariophyta, Bacillariophyceae, Bacillariales, Bacillariaceae.
AUGCCAACUUCGCUCAAGAGAUCAGUCAAAUUCAACCCAAACGUCACAGGGGUCGGGACUAUCAGCAUUUAUGAUUAUACGACAAGCGAGAUAGCAGCCACAUGGUACGAUGAGGAAGAAAUGGACAGUAUCACAAGACGCUGUGUCAGGAUAAUCAAGAGAAUGGAAACCAAUGACCUCAAAGAAGGCAAUGCGAAGUACUGCACUCGGGGCCUUGAGGGCCACACUAUGAUAGCAUCCAGCAACAAGAGGAGGAACAGAUCGUCUGCAGUCUCAGCAGUACUGGACGAACAAGCCCGACAGUGGGACGAAAGCAAAGAACAAACAGAUGCUCAAGCCAUUGCUGACGUCUACGCACGAACCACAUCGAGUUGCCAAAUGUGGGCUCAGGUCAUGGGGAACCGUGAUCAAGUGGCGGCUGCGGCAUUCCUCUACAAAGAUGAUGAUGACGAGGAGUCCAAAGAAGUUGUCACUGUUUCGGCAACUACAUCGUCAAACAGCAAAUCAAGAAUAGAGCUCAGUCUUGCGAGCACUGAGCAAAUAACACUGAGAGAAGUUAGAAGGGUCGUUAUUCCUCUUGUGCCAAGUACAAGAUCAGCGACCGCGUGGCUUGUCUGA